Paramuricea clavata is the source of this 1272-nucleotide messenger RNA. The record is from the annotation of a GenBank genome assembly. NCBI's taxonomy places the organism in Eukaryota, Metazoa, Cnidaria, Anthozoa, Malacalcyonacea, Plexauridae.
AUGCCGCAGCCUACAAAUUGCGAAGAGUUGAAGAGAUUUUUGGGCAUUGUUACGUAUGUUGCCAAGUUCAUUCCAAAUAUGACACAGAUAACAGCUCCACUACGUCAGUUGCUGGAGAAAAAUGUCGAAUGGGUUUGGGAUCAAGAGCAAAGACAAGCGUUUACAACUUUAAAGGCAGCGAUUGUCGAUCCACCAGUCCUCAAAUUCUUUGAUCAGAAACAAUCCGUGUGCUUGUCGGUUGAUGCCAGCUCGAAAGGUAUGGGUGCAGUGCUUCUUCAAAAUGAUCGUCCAGUAGCGUAUGCGUCGAAAGCGUUAACUUCAUGUCAGCAGAACUACUCACAGAUUGAAAAAGAAAUGCUUGCAAUAGUUUAUGGUUGUGAGCAUUUCCAUCAAUACCUAUACGGACAACGCGAAGUAAUCGUGGAAAGUGACCAUCAACCGUUAGAAGCAAUACUAAAGAAAUCCAUCCAUCAAGCUCCGCUUAGAUUGCAGAGAAUGAUACUUAGACUUAAACCUUAUGCGAUUAAAGUGAAAUAUACGCCUGGGAGUCAGUUGUUGAUAGCAGAUGCUCUUUCUAGAUCACAGAUGUCUGCACAGAUAAACGAUCGAUCAGAUGAAUUUGAAGUCAAUGUUCUGGAAUCGGGUCAGAUGUCUGAGACUAUGUUUGAGAAGUUGGUUGAGGAGACCAAGAAGGAUGCUGAACUUCAGCAGUUGCACAGAGUAGUCAUGGAUGGUUGGCCACAGACAAAGCCUGAAACGCCCUUAGAAAUUCGACCUUAUUGGAGUUACAGAGAUGAAAUAAGCGGUUAUGAUGGCUUGAUGUUUAAAGGAGAUCGUGUAAUUGUUCCACAUGUUCUUAGACCAGGAAUGCUGGAUCGGAUACAUGCAGCUCAUUUGGGAAUCGAGAAGUGUAAAGCACGGGCGAGAGGUUCAGUGUUCUGGCCUGGAAUGAAUAGUGCAAUUGAUGAAAUGGUGUGAGAAUGCAGAACAUGUUUACAAUUUCAGCGAAGGAAUCAGAGGGAGCCGUUGAUGCCGCAGGAAAUUCCAGAGAGGCCGUGGUCAACCGUUGCAGCGGACAUAUUUUAUUAUAAAGGAAGAGACUAUUUAUUGGUAGUCGAUUAUUUCUCGAAGUAUCCUGAAGUAACAAGGAUAAAUCACAAGAAUAGUGAAGCCGUCAUCUUGGCAAUGAAAGAAAUGUUUGCCCGUCAUGGCAUUCCAGAAAAAAUUAUAGCUGAUAAUAUGCAUUUCAACAGCCUUAGAUUGAGGUGGUGA